AUGUGAUGUUCUUUAACAUGCCUUGUGAAUAAAGUUAUCCCUUCUGGAUCACCAUUUUAUUCUUCCUGUCUAUGCAGUAACAAGCGACUUGUGGCCUUAGUGCCAAAUGACACUUCAUUCAACACCAGACGAGCCUACACCAGCGAAGAUGAAGCCUGGAAGUCGUAUUUGGAGAAUCCCCUAACAGCAGCUACCAAAGCUAUGAUGAGCAUAAAUGGUGAUGAGGACAGUGCUGCUGCUCUUGGCCUAUUGUAUGACUAUUAUAAAGUUCCCAGAGAUAAAAGGCUGUUGUCUGUUAACAAAGUGAGUGAUAAUCAAGAAGACCAAGAUAAAAGAAAUUGUCUUAAUACCACAGAAGCUCAGAGUAAUUUAAGUGGGGGAGAGAACCGCGUGCAAGUCCUGAAGACGGUGCCGGUUAACCUUUCCUUGAACCAAGACCCUUUGGAGUCGUCCAAAAGGGAAUACAACACAAAUGUGUCUGGGAGCUCAACGCCCAUUACGGGGACUGGAGUGACUGUGGUUAAAGCAGAGGAGUUCACCCCUGUUUUUAUGACCCCACAAGCGCACUAUGCAAGAGGAGAAAAUGAGGAGCACCGAGGAGUUAUCUUUGAACCAUACGAAGUGUCCAACAUUGCUCCCCACACAAAUUAUCUCAAAGAUGACCAGCGCAGCACUCCUGACAGUACGUACAGCGAUACCUUCAAAGACGGAGGAACAGAAAAGUAUCGCAGUGUGUCCGUGGGGGCUGAAGAAUAUAUUUAUGAACAAACAAGCAGCACUUUCCAGUAUACGCUAGAAGCUACCAAAUCUCUGCGUCAAAAGCAAGGGGAGGGGCCCAUGACCUACUUGAACAAAGGACAGUUCUAUGCCAUCACCCUGAGCGAGACGGGUGACAACAAAUGUUUCCGGCAUCCCAUCAGCAAAGUCAGGAGCGUGGUCAUGGUUGUUUUCAGUGAGGAUAAAAACAGAGAUGAACAGCUGAAAUACUGGAAAUACUGGCAUUCUCGGCAGCACACAGCUAAACAGAGGGUCCUCGACAUUGCUGAUUACAAGGAGAGUUUUAAUACCAUUGGGAAUAUUGAAGAAAUCGCGUUCAAUGCUGUGUCCUUUACUUGGGAUGUCAAUGAGGAGGCAAAGAUUUUCAUCACAGUGAAUUGCUUGAGCACAGACUUCUCCUCACAAAAAGGAGUAAAAGGGCUUCCUUUGAUGAUUCAGAUUGAUACGUACAGCUACAACAACCGCAGCAAUAAACCCAUCCACCGAGCCUACUGCCAGAUCAAGGUUUUUUGUGACAAGGGAGCAGAAAGGAAAAUCCGAGAUGAGGAGAGGAAGCAGAACAGGAAGAAAGGCAAAGGCCAGGCGUCCCAAGCUUCGUGUAAUAACUCAGCUGAAGGGAAGUUAAGUGCACUCCCUCCACAAAAAAAGAGCGAUAUCACCUUCUUCAAAACAAUGGCUGACCUGGAUUCCCAGCCAGUUCUCUUCAUACCGGAUGUUCACUUUGGAAACCUACAAAGAACUGGACAGGUUUACUAUAAUACAGAUGAUGAGAGAGAAGGUAGCAGUGUCCUGGUCAAAAGGAUGUUCCGGCCUGUGGAGGAGGAGUUUGGUCCAUCUCCUUUGAAACAAAUGAAAGAAGAAGGCCUGAAAAGAGUGCUUUUGUAUGUGAGGAAGGAGACAGAUGAGGUGUUUGAUGCUUUGAUGCUGAAAUCACCCACAGUAAAGGGGCUAAUGGAAGCGCAGAGAAAGCAUUUCUGGUGGCUUGUGCAAUCAGAUAUGUGCUACAGACAAACUUGCCAUGCCAGGGGACUGCAGUCCAAAGGGACACCCAGCUUAUUUCAGUGUCACUCUGAAGGCUGUCCCACUGCUUCAGGCAUGCUAAGGGAGGGAAAGAAUUCUCUGCUCAGAAGAUUGAAAAAUGGACAAUGGAGAUGA
Molecule: messenger RNA, 1932 nt
Organism: Gavia stellata (red-throated loon)
Lineage: Eukaryota; Metazoa; Chordata; Aves; Gaviiformes; Gaviidae
Gene: GRHL2
Product: grainyhead like transcription factor 2
Biological process (GO): brain development; regulation of transcription by RNA polymerase II; neural tube development
Cellular component (GO): nucleus
Molecular function (GO): RNA polymerase II cis-regulatory region sequence-specific DNA binding; DNA-binding transcription activator activity, RNA polymerase II-specific
Source: RefSeq, a predicted model, not a curated record